Molecule: messenger RNA, 1008 nt
Organism: Trachymyrmex cornetzi
Lineage: Eukaryota; Metazoa; Arthropoda; Insecta; Hymenoptera; Formicidae
Product: cytochrome P450 3A19
Exons: 8
Coding region: 1-945 (314 amino acids)
Molecular function (GO): oxidoreductase activity, acting on paired donors, with incorporation or reduction of molecular oxygen; heme binding; iron ion binding
Source: RefSeq, a predicted model, not a curated record
AUGGGCAUCAAGUUGAAACCAAAUAAAAACAAUCAAUGUACAAAAGCAGUUCAAAGGUUAAAAAAUAUGGGUUCUUAUAGAAUAAUGAAUGCACAUAUAUAUUAUUUUGAUUUUAUAUUCAAUCUCACUCCUUUGGGACGCAAACAGAAAAAGACUUUAAAUUUAUUACAUUCUGUUGUUGAUGAGAUGAUACAGCAACGCAUAGAUGAAUUAAAAAACGUGAAUACAAUCAAAAAUGAGAAAAACCGAACUUAUAGAACGUUUUUCGACAUUCAGAUGGAUGCAUGUCGUAAACAAAAUUUCACGCAACAGGAGAUUCACAAUAACGUAAUGACAAUGUUAUUAACGGCCAGUGACUCAAUCUCUAUUACGAUGAAUUUUGUUAUUUUCAUGUUAGCAAAUUUUCCAGACGUACAAGAAAAAGUAUAUCAAGAACUAUUGGAAAUUUAUGGCACGAAAACUAUAAAAUUUGCACCAAUUAAAUACGACGAUUUGCAACAUAUGCAUUAUUUGGACCGAGUUAUCAAGGAAACAUUGAGAAUUUUCCCUCCUGCUCCUUUAAUUGGACGACGAGUAACGAAAGAUUUAAAAAUAGGAGAGGUUGUUUUACCAAAAGGUGCAGAUAUUAUUAUAGGAAUUCUGAAAAUACAACGGGACGAAGAAUAUUGGUCAAAUCCAAUGAUGUUCGAUCCUGAUAGAUUUCUCCCAGAAAGAAUAAAGGAUUGCCAGUUAUGUUAUCUCCCUUUUAGUGAAGGCCCAAGAAAUUGUAUAGGUAUGAAAUAUGGAAUGAUAUGUUUGAAAGUCAUGGUAGCAACAUUGGUACGAACAUUCAUAUUCAAAGUAAACAAAAGCAUUGAAACAUACCAAAUUAAAUUAAAAUUUGGAAUAUUAUUGUCUCCUGAAAAGCCUUUAAAAGUCAAAAUUGAAAAGCGAUGCUUUCAAUAAAACAGUAUAAAGAUGUAUUGAACAUAAAUAAGUAAAAAAUAUUUCAUGUGGGUACCUUGAUUC